UUUCUCUUUCUCUUUCUCUUUCCGUCACAAUGUGUUAAAAUUUUCCCGCCAUGCGAGUUCCUGUUUGCUAUUCAAAAGAAAACGCAAAGGACUGGAUACUUUUAGAGUUGCAAGGGUCGUUUCACUUGAAUGAACAAAGCACACAUCAAAGCUUACACAGAAUAGAAGAAACGACACAAUUGGGAGGUUUGAACAUAGGCGACUUGUGGGUGAACUGGGAACAAGCAACUGCCAAACUUCGAGUGGGAAAUUCUCUACUACAGGGAAAGGUGGAAAGUUUGAAAAAGCCAUUCGCAGUCCUAAAGAAGGAAGCAAACGGGAAAGAGAACCAAGCUUCCAUACAAGUAUUGGGAGUAGCCAAAACGAGGAUUCUUUUCAAUACCAGGUGAGUUGAAGGGUUUUCUUUUUUACUGUAUUCCAAUACUUUUCAGACCACUACUGCUGACAAAAUAGUGUACUAUCUU
This is a messenger RNA of Galdieria sulphuraria, 464 nucleotides long. RefSeq names its product chromosome transmission fidelity protein 8 isoform 2. The transcript is spliced from 2 exons. Gene Ontology annotation, cellular component: Ctf18 RFC-like complex. The coding region runs from base 51 to 389 and encodes 112 amino acids. Gene Ontology annotation, biological process: mitotic sister chromatid cohesion. Lineage: Eukaryota; Rhodophyta; Bangiophyceae; Galdieriales; Galdieriaceae. The record is from RefSeq and is a predicted model, not a curated record.